This is a messenger RNA of Pseudo-nitzschia multistriata, 1599 nucleotides long. NCBI's taxonomy places the organism in Eukaryota, Bacillariophyta, Bacillariophyceae, Bacillariales, Bacillariaceae. The record is from the annotation of a GenBank genome assembly.
CUACAAAAUAACCACAGGAGUUCGGCGUAUUUCCUACGAUCGAACAGGAUUUCGGUCUCACCCCAAAGACGCAAYAACGAAAAGAAUCAUAGCGAUGGCAAAGAAAAAGAAAUCUGCUUCUGCAGAAGCCGAUUCCACCUCUCAAAACCCGACGGUUGACGCACUAAAAGAAACGCUCAAGAAAGUAGAAGCUUCGUUGCUGCCAGCCGUGGACUCGUUUUGUGGUAGAUCGGAGAAAAGCGACGAUGGUGUCGAGCCGCCCCUGCCGUCCACGAAAGGCCUCGAUUUUAUCCAUGUCAAGAACACUCUUCUCCUGUCCUACCUGAUCGAAUUGACGGUCCAUCUUCGAGAUGCUGUUGUGGAWUCAUCCGRUGGAGAGAGCAAGGAAGAGGAUAGCAACGACGAGGGUGAGGAUUCGGACAAAAAACAGCAGCAAMAGCGACAAAGACGUAGAUUGCUCGAGAUGAGAACCGUCCUGGACAAAUCCCGUGGCCUAGACAAAAAGCUUCGYUACCAAAUCGACAAGUUGCUGGCGUCUCUGACGGAUUCUUCGGCAUUUGCUACGGGUGUUGGYAACGAYGGCGACCAAAGCGACGACGAAGGGGGCGUUGGCUUUGGAGACGACGGCCAGGAUGAUCCCCUGAGGCACCGGCCCGAUCCGAAAUCCAUGYUGGAUUCCGACGAAGGUGACGAUAGUGGCGAUGAUGACGAAGGUGACGAUAGUGGCGACGGAGGUGAAGAUUCCGACGAUAGUGSCGACGGCAUGGACGAAGACGACGAUCUAGCAGCGGCUAGAGCAACGCUUUCCAUGUCAAGGCAGGGCAAGUCGAAGAAGAAGAAUAAAAAAGACGAGGACGAUGGCGAUGAGGACGAUGACGACGAGGAGGAGUACGGCGCUGCUAGCAAGAAAUAUGUUGCUCCGCGAUUGACCGCCGUUCCAUACACACACGACGUUGCAGACAAGCGAUUGGAGAAGGAAAAGCGACAGAGACGAAAGCUCCGCGCGACGGAGCUGGCCCAGACACUGCGCCAGCAGUACGGAGACCAACCCGAGACGGAAGACGUCUUUGGCGGCGGCAAUUCCGAAGUCUACGGAAAGCAACGCGCGGCCUCUAGGGCCCUGGCACAAAAGGAAGCCGAACGAAUCGAAUUCGAGGAGUCGACCAUGAUCCGUCUCACGACGUCUCGAAAGGACAAGAAAGAAAAGAAGCGGGUCGAGCGAAUGAUGGAAGGCGGMGCCAACCUUGCACAAAUCGCCAACCUGGGAAAUCUUGUGCGAGAAACGGAAGCUUUCGGGAGGGACGAUGCUGUGAACAGCGACGACGAUCGUCACAGGGAAGAGGCUUAUGAUGCCUACCUGAGAGGAGACCAGGGCGGUCGCAAGAGUGCCGAGGAUACCGGAAGUAGGUAUGCAAACGGAAAACGACGACGAGAUCCAAUGGGUGAGAAUAUUUCCGACGGUGCCGGAAGGCGGCUCAAGAUGGGCAAAAAACCCAAGGCCAAAAACCAUCUCCAGGCAGCACUGUACGGAUCCAGCGGGAAACCAUCGAAGGGCAAGAAGAAGAGCAGGCGAUGAAAGGUCCGAAGCACYUCAAAGCG